AUGGAGAAUAAUGGACAUUUUUAUCAGUACAGAGAGAGACUUGACCGAACAUUGGCUUCUCCUGCUUUGACAGAUCUUGCUAAACUUAAAAUCAUUAUAAGCAAACAGCUUGAAGGAUCUGACGAGAAAGUGAUAGAGAAAAGGGCUAUUGAGGCGUCCAAUUUUCUGGAUAUGCUUAGGGGUGCUGGUGUAAGUGAAAAUGGGGAUUCACAAAGAACCAAAGCAACUGUUGGGGAAUGGAAUUUGAAAGAAAGUAAUGAAGAGUUUCGUGUCAUGUAUCGUGAAGGGCCCCAGGGUACACCUAUGCAUACACUGUUUGUUGAAGGUUUCGUUGAUGGACCUACCGAUACAUGUUUAUGUCUGGGUUGGGAGUCAACUCUGUACCACAAAUGGUGGCCGCAACUUAGUUUCCCCAAUUUCAAGAUUGCUAUUUCCAAAAGCUUACAGAAAGUUCGAUUUGGAGAGCAGAUUUCUCUACUGAGGAUGAAAAUUGCAUGGCCACUAUCAGCAAGAGAGUCUGUUCUACAUUAUUUUAUGUUUGAGUAUCUCGAAGAGGGCCUGAUAGUUGUUCUUCUGAACUCGAUUGCAGACUCAGAUUCCAUUGAUGUAACAACUCAUGGUUAUACUAGAGAUGGAAUACCCGAACCAGAGGAUGUAGUAAGAAUGGACUUAGUAGGAGGAUUCGCAGUGCAAAGAGUGAACUCCAAUAGAAGUUAUGUGUGCCUAAUAGGAAAUAUUGAUUUCAAGCUGGACUUUAUGCCUCCAUCCCUUAUAAACUUUGUGGCAAGGCAGCUGAUUGGUGGUGGCUACAAACUUUAUCAGAAGGCCGUAAUUUCUACGUCAAAGCACGAUAAAGAUUAUGUCAAUGCAUUGAAGGAUCCUUUGUAUUCUCGAUUGCGUGAUAUAUUCCGUGAACAUAGUGAAGAACCAUAUGAUAUUGUGAUAGGGAGAGAAGAACUCAACAAUAAUCAAUCAAUAGUUGAGGCAACCAAAGUUGCAGCCAAAAGCUUGAUAGGUGUUGAGAAGAAUGGUGAGGGGAACCCCAUGACUGAAUCCUUUGCAGAUGCUUUGGACGAUCUGGACGAAAAAAAUUCAGGAUAUUUUGAUGUGGAAAAGAUACUAGUGUCGACUAAUGGAAAAACUACUAACAUGUCACUGGAAGCCUGUGAAAUAGAGCAUGAGGCUGUAAAUAGAGCCUUUAGCAAGAUAGGAAAAGCUAAUUUUGAAGACGAAGAUUGUACGAGAAAAAAGAAUGAAGAUACUUCUGAACCAAGAUAUCUUGUCCAGUAUGCAAUUGUCCUAGUCUGUCCUGACCUAAAUCAAGCAAUAGGGUCACUAGAGAAAGGUAUUUCCAUGGUUAAGAGGUAUGGAGCCAGUGUGAUAACUAGGUCAUUAUCACGUUUGGAUAACCGAAGUCGUUCAUCAAAUGAGGAUGUGAUAGGUGAAGUAUCCCCAUCGGUGGAGAAGACUUCGAAGUUGGCAACUUUUACCCGAAAGCACAGUACCCCCCUAAAAGAUGGAAUAGGUCCUUCACAUGGUGAGGUCAACAUCGUUGAAGUAUCCGACAAGUUGACGGAGAAGGCUCUCGAUGGGCCCAAGACCUUUGGCAGCUACAUAAAUAGGUAA
Messenger RNA from Linum trigynum, 1626 nucleotides. Lineage: Eukaryota; Viridiplantae; Streptophyta; Magnoliopsida; Malpighiales; Linaceae. The record is from the annotation of a GenBank genome assembly.